Messenger RNA from Penicillium coprophilum, 696 nucleotides. RefSeq lists its product as uncharacterized. The record is from RefSeq and is a predicted model, not a curated record. The coding region runs from base 1 to 696 and encodes 231 amino acids. The transcript has 2 exons. Gene Ontology annotation, molecular function: acyltransferase activity. Lineage: Eukaryota; Fungi; Ascomycota; Eurotiomycetes; Eurotiales; Aspergillaceae.
AUGAUCAGUUGGUGGGAGAAAUCCCGCCCACUCGGAUUUCAGACUCCAAACCUGCGCAUUGAUUCUAAGCAGGCAAAAACCCGGGUCUCAGCCCAGGUUGAGCCAUGGCCCAAAGAUAAACUCAAGCGAGCAAGUGUCACUUCUGCUGAUUUUGGUGGCAUCAACGGACACUGCAUCAUUGACCAUGUCCACAACCUCCUUCCAUCCUAUGUCAAGCCCGGUAUUGUUGGUCAGCGUGUCGAGCAACCGAAUGGACAAAACGGCGUCAACGGCACAAACGGCGUCAACGGCACGAACGGCGUCAACGGCACGAACGGCGUCAACGGCACGAACGGCGUCAACGGCACGAACGGCGUCAACGGCACGAACGGCGUCAACGGCACGAACGGCGUCAACGGCACGAACGGCAUCAACGGACAUGUGAAUGCAGGUGUCCUCUCAAAUGGCGCUAGGGGCCCACUGGAUCAAAGAAAGCAUCAUAAGCCAAAGAAUGAGGCACCAAAAUUUGUCCGAAAGGCCGACGCAGGCACUUGGAAUCUGGUGGCUUUUCCCUUCUGGGCACAUAACCAAACCUCACUUGUAGCGAACGUCGACUCAUUGAAUGAAGUCAUCCACCAGCACUCACUGGCCGAUGUUGCCUAUACUCUCAGUGCUACAUCUACUAGUUUUCGGCUGGCUCCCUUGAAUGUACAGUGA